Messenger RNA from Ruditapes philippinarum (Manila clam), 1347 nucleotides. RefSeq lists its product as uncharacterized. The record is from RefSeq and is a predicted model, not a curated record. Lineage: Eukaryota; Metazoa; Mollusca; Bivalvia; Venerida; Veneridae. The transcript has 3 exons. Bases 20 to 805 code for a protein of 261 amino acids.
UUCCUGUUAAGUUUUACCAAUGCUGCUGAACAAAGCACACGGCAAUGCCAUGCUCCCAUCUUACAAUGGUAGCCGAAGUCCAUCAGAAUCUGCAAUUGUGUAUAGGUGCGACGUUGAUUACAGAUUAGAAGGAAAUGAUACAAUUGUGUGCUUAGGCAAUGACUCUUGGAGUCACAAGGCACUUCCUUACUGUUCUGAUCUAUCUUGGAUUGGUUUCAAACGUGCAAUUAUAGCACUCAGCACAGCUAUUUUUGUAUUGUGCAUCAUCAUUGGAAUCUUACUAGAAUACACACACUGUAAAAAAGGAAAGGGACAAGGAGUGUCAAGAUCAAACACUGAUAGUUCAUUCGAAAGCAGAGAAAUUGACAAACCCUUGUUAGCAGCUGAAGACCAAUGUAUAAAUAAUGAAGAUGAAACAUUGAAAAUGAGUGCACUCAAUGACGAGUCACGUGAGCAGAAUGAAGCAAAUAAGACUCCUGUUGUCCCCACAGUACCUGCUGCUCCUUCUGCCCCACCUUUAGAUGAACAGAAAGACGGUAAACAACCAAACACGAGCAAAUACCAAGAAACAAGAGGAGACAAAAAUACAACUAUCAAGGUGGCGAUAUAUAACAUGAACGCAUCAAGCUUACAUGAUGGAAACAGGCAAUCUGACGACAAUGGAAAUGCAAACGGUCCAUAUGAUAAUAUUCCUAGAAAAAAUGAUGCUGAAGGCAUUGACGAGAAAAGGGUACAGAAGAAUCUGUUGACAGUACUGCUGCAGAAAGAGGGACUAGGUGUAACAUUCAUAAUGAUAUUGAUAUGACUGAGGAAAACGCUCUUAGACAGAAAGGAAAGGGAACAAAACCAUUGCCAGGUCGUACCACUGAGAAGAUAUCGGUCGGUCAAGGGCCAAAAGUUAUUCCAGCAAAAGGAGAAAGUAUAACAACACCAACGAAGGAGACUGAACAAGAUGAUGUAUCCGAAAAUAUAGGAAUAAGUGGUGCCACAUUCCAAAACUCUGAUAUUAAAGGAAAAGGAAUGCAAACUGAAAUAACAAACAAGGGCGGUAUUGAGUCGGCAGUAAAAGAAUCGGGACUGGAUAUUUCGUCAGCCAAAAAUGGGUUUGAUAAACGCACUUUCCCUGCAUCUGACAUUAAAAUGAAUGAGCUUACAGAAGUCGAUAGGGUUACAACAUAACAAGAUGUCCAUCAGAGUAUGAAAAGAAGUCUAUAAAAAUAAAAAUUGUAAUAAUUUAAUUGCACUUUGAAAUUUUAAUUAAUGAUACGUACAUAUUCAAACUAAGUCAAAGAACUUGUGUCAUGUUAAUUCUAUCAAAAUUUAAAUUGUUGAUUUCUAAAUGAGUUU